Blastomyces gilchristii SLH14081 is the source of this 1751-nucleotide messenger RNA. RefSeq lists its product as uncharacterized. The transcript has 2 exons. The record is from RefSeq and is a predicted model, not a curated record. The coding region runs from base 1204 to 1665 and encodes 153 amino acids. Lineage: Eukaryota; Fungi; Ascomycota; Eurotiomycetes; Onygenales; Ajellomycetaceae.
AAAAGAAAAAAAAAAAAAAAACAACACUCAAAACUGAAAACUCAAAAACCCUCAACUUUCAUACCAUAUAGGGGGAAAGCAAGAUACAACGGAUAAAUGCAACGAACCACCCACAUAUAGAAUUCAUGGCAUGCAUAUGGCAACAGAUUUCACAUUAAGGAAAAUUAGGCGCAUACAAGAGAGAGCGAGGGUAGGGGGAGAGAAGGUCAACAAAACUUGAUUUAAAUCAUAUAUACGAUGAUUCCCACUCUGUUUUUCUUCCUUGCUGCCGCCCCCUCUCUUUACUCUUUAUCCUCGUUCUUUUCGAUUGAUAUUCAUUAUUAUUAUUAUUUAUUAUUAUCAUCGCAAUUAUUUGUCUAGUUACUUUGCUUUUUGCUUUACGCCUUUUUCAUGUUUCUUCUUUAUCUCAUUCCAUCAUCAUUUUUCUUAAACGCAGCCAGUUGGCAUGUAUGGCUAUAAGUUUUGGUCUCUAGCUAUGUGUAAUGAAUUGGAUGGAUUGAAUAGUUGAUGCGCAGGGGGUUCUGUUGAGAAACCAUUUUUUCAAUUCUUCCAUCUUCACUUCGUUUUCGCUUUUCUUGUAACACCCUUCUUCUUUUUAUUUUCCCACCCCUCCCUCUCUCCUUUAUUCCCCUCAAUAAUUCCCAUCCAAGGACUGGUCCCCCCUGUGAAGCUGGUCCCAUUUUCCUUCCAUUCCUCUUGCUUAUUCUCUUUUCAUGCUUUGUUCCUUGUGCCAUUUGCCCAUCUCAUCUCCCAUUUAUUACACCCUCUCUCUGUUUCUUGCUAUUCCUAGCCCGUCCGUCGAAUAGGACACGAUGCGUUCUUGGUUUGCUAGUCAGGGAUGUGUGUGUAUAUAUAUAUAUACCUACUAUAGUCAAAAAGGGAAUCUGGUCCUGUCCUGGAGGAGCGCUGGAGGCGGGCUGCUUUAACCCGGCUGCCUCACCCAUUGCGAGGGUGAGGAGGGUGAGAGGCGGAGGUGAGGGCAUCCAGUCAACCCAAGUGGAACCGUUUCAGGAGAGUCCGUUUCAGGGGAAGAAAAUUGUCGGCUCUCGGCCUUUCAAUUCUUCCCUCAUCAGCUCAUGUGACUAAAGUUUUUCAUCGUUCUUGCUUUUUGUGAGAGUAUUGUUAUUGUCCUUGUGUGAUCCAGUAAUUGCAACAGGAAACCUGCCUCUACCUCAAGGUGAGGUGUUUUUUGAUGCAGAGGCUAUGGGAGCUCUGCAAGGCCUGAGAGAUGCUAUCACCUCUAAACAGGCCAGAUAUACCAACAAUGUCCACAUCUGCCUAGACAACCUAGAGGUUGCAAGGUCUCUAGGCAAUCAGACCAACACCUCUAGCCAGCAGAUUUUUGCUCAGUUCCAGGAGGCAGAGUUAGCCUGGCAGCAGAGAGUGAGACUCCCCCACACCAUCCGAGGAAGGGUAGUUAAUAGUCAGAUGGGUCCCAGGGCACGCAGGAAUACCAGGCAACGACAGGGCCGGCCAGGAAGCCAAGGCUGCUGCGACAACAGGCAGGCCAAAGAGAGGGCCAGACAGGACUUCGAGGAGUACUGGGCCCAGAACAUGCCAAAACGUUACGCCGAUCUUGAGAUCCUCUUCGAGGGGUGUGACGGCGCGGAUUCGGACACUGGGUUGUUAGGGCUAAGCACUAGGGCAACAACAGGAUUCGCCUGACAGGAUGAUAUAAAUGUGUUAGGUAGCUGGUCAUCUAUAGAGAGGAAGCUCCUACGCUUCACACUUGGGAAACUAUACGCCAGCCG